Messenger RNA from Cavenderia fasciculata, 1095 nucleotides. RefSeq lists its product as uncharacterized. NCBI's taxonomy places the organism in Eukaryota, Evosea, Eumycetozoa, Acytosteliales, Cavenderiaceae. The record is from RefSeq and is a predicted model, not a curated record. Gene Ontology annotation, biological process: vitamin K biosynthetic process; menaquinone biosynthetic process. Gene Ontology annotation, cellular component: membrane. Gene Ontology annotation, molecular function: prenyltransferase activity. The transcript has 2 exons. The coding region runs from base 1 to 1095 and encodes 364 amino acids.
AUGACAAUAUUUAAGUCAAGUUUUAAUUUUGUUCUAUUUAUUCUAUAUUCCAAUCACCAUAAAUUCAAUUAUCUUGCCAUCCACACCAUGUCAACUAUUACAAAACUACGUAGUGCUUCUACCACCAAAAUACAUAAUUUGUUGGGGGAACAACAGGAAAAUGCUAGUGUCAACAAAAUAUUAGAGACACAAAAACCGUCUAUAAUACAACCAAAUUUGAAAUCAUACCUAAAGGCUUUUAGACCAUGGUCACUAAAGGCUGCCACUUCAUCUGCAAUUUUAGGAGCUGCCAUCGCUUAUCAUCAUUCUGGGAAAUUCAAUUUAACAUCUCUUGUCUUUACAACCCUUCUAUCAGUAUCAUUACAAAUCCUGUGUAAUCUAUUCAAUAGUUACAAUGACUUUGUAAACGAGGUAGACAAAGAUGAACAUUCUCACGACAGGACCAUGUUUGACUAUGGCCUAACCGUUCAACAUAUUGUCGGUCUCAAUGGUAUUUCCAUUGUAGUUUCAAUGCUAUCAUUGAUUGUUAUAAUGUUUUCUGUAGGUGAUCCAAUCCUAAUCAAAGAAUUAAUUAUACCAUAUAGUAUUGUUGCCUUUUUACUUGCCACCUAUUAUACAUCGAAUCCUUUGAAAUUAAAGUAUAGUGCACUUGGAGACGCCACCAUUUUCGUUUCAUAUGGUCCUGUUUUAUGUGUCCUUUCAUUUAUAAUUCAAGCAAGAUAUUUUGAUUGGGAUGCCAUCUACUACUCACUUCCAUCGACCCUUGUUUUUACAGCCGUUGUACAUAUUAAUAAUAGUCGUGAUUCAAUCACUGAUGCACAAGCUGGUGUAAGAACCAUCGCCAAUUUUAUUGGACCUCAAAAUAGUUUCUAUCUACUCUUAAUUUAUUAUUCAGUGGCGUGUUUGGUAUUAUCAUUGAUUGCAAUUGAAAAGAAUUCAUUAAUGAUGAUUUUGCCUUUGAUCACACUUCCAAAAGCCUAUGACAUUUGCAAGAAAUUAUUUGAUAAGAGAUGGAAAUCUUUGGAUUCAGAAGGUGCAAGUUUUGGAUUUAUGUUUGCUCUUGUACAAUCCUUUGUAUUCUUUUUAAAUCAAUAA